GUUCUCUCAUGGCUAACUCACUACUCCUUACUCUCUUCCUCAUCUUCUCCGUCAUCUCCGCCGUCAAUUCCAAAAUACCCUCCACUAACACCACCAUCAAUUCCACAAUAAUACCCAAAAUACCCUCCACUACCCCACAUGAACUUGACACUCUCCUUCGAGCAUUAAGAUACAACGGUUUCCCACUCUUUAGCAACGCAAUCGCCACGUCAGACAUCCAGUUCCAAAUCCUCACCAGCCACGUCACUAUAUUCGCACCAAGAGAUCAUUUCCUCUACACACUCGAUAUGGCUACAGAUGCAGAUGCUUACGUGGCAGCUUUAAAAUCACACGUCAUACCUUCACGCCACCUCACCAUUGCUGACCUCAGCAACGUUACUUCGCCAUAUCUUGAAACACUUCUUCCACAUUACAGUAUUUUGAUUGGGAAGAGUGAAAGUGAUGAGGGUUUUGUAGUUAGUGUUGAUGGGGUUAGGGUUUCGGAUCCGGAUCUUUAUGUCGGGUCAAGAUUUGUAGUGCAUGGGUUAGAUGGGAUACUAUUGACUGGGUUUAAUAUGUAUGAGGAUACAAUUGGUGAAAUGGGAAAAGGGUUUUUUGCUCAUGAGAAAGUGAAGAAUGGUGGGUUUGCAAGAGUUGUCAGGAAACAAAGGAAAUUGCAGUAUCGAAGGGUUUGGAAGAGUAAUUACAGUGUUAAGCGCAGUAAUUACGGUGGUGUUAGUGGUGAAGAUGAUUUCUAGGGGUAUUACUGUAAAUCUUGAGUUUUUUUUCUGGGGUAAAAGUUGGCUGAUUUUAGGGUCAUUACUGUAAAUCUUGGCUUUUUUCUGGGGCUAAAGUGUCUGAUUUCUAGGGUCAUUACUGUAAA
Messenger RNA from Lycium ferocissimum, 862 nucleotides. RefSeq names its product fasciclin-like arabinogalactan protein 19. The coding region runs from base 9 to 737 and encodes 242 amino acids. The record is from RefSeq and is a predicted model, not a curated record. The transcript is spliced from 2 exons. NCBI's taxonomy places the organism in Eukaryota, Viridiplantae, Streptophyta, Magnoliopsida, Solanales, Solanaceae.